AUGGGCAAAUGGGUGGAUGGGGAUGGAUGGGCCCUCACUCCUCGUUUUCUAGUGCCUGCACCCCCUAGCAAGCCUAAGCCUGCAAGCCCCAGGCAAUGCACCUCACGACCUACGCACGGAGCACAAGUGACGGCGGAGGGCGUGGAGCAGCAGAGCAAACAGCGAGUCGCGUUGUCGUUGACGAGUGAGCACUUGUCGAGACGAAUCGAAUCCUGGUGGAAGACUGUAGACCCUAGCAAGGGUGGAGUUCGGUUCAAAGUGGAUCACGUCUCUGACUUCCAAAGAAUACACAUUGCUCUGGCAAAUGACGGUUGGAAUUCCAAGGGGCCCAGUCAAAAGGGACAGAAAGUGGCGCCCUGCUUAGGCUGGCUUGGAGGACGGGACAAGGACAAGGACGGGAUGCGUGAGAAACCCAGCAGAACCAUGAGUGGGAACUUCAUUCAACAAACUGACCAAGCAGAGCGCUUACUGCUAUGUAGCCAGAGGUCGUCACCACCACAUUCACCGCGGUCGUGGGUCAACCUGCUUUACCUGGAGUACUGCACGGUACUGGGUAUGAAUCCCUGGUGCGUGUACCUCGCCUCAUGCCUCACAGCAUCUUACCCGGCAGCAAGUGAUACUUUCAAUAUCAGUCAUCCGGAAAUUGUAAAUAAAAUCUAAGGAGUCAUAUGCGUCAGCAUUCACGCAUCUGCAAAUGUAAAACACGCGUACGCAACGUAUCGCGGCAAAAACAAUGCUAUCCAUGUUCUUCCAUCAGACAGGAAGAUCAUGUACAUAGUGUUGAUGAUUAACCAGGAAA
Messenger RNA from Fusarium odoratissimum NRRL 54006, 799 nucleotides. RefSeq lists its product as uncharacterized. The record is from RefSeq and is a predicted model, not a curated record. NCBI's taxonomy places the organism in Eukaryota, Fungi, Ascomycota, Sordariomycetes, Hypocreales, Nectriaceae. The coding region runs from base 1 to 660 and encodes 219 amino acids. The transcript is spliced from 2 exons.